GUUGUUGGAGGCCGGAGAGGAAGGCGGCUGAUUAGCUUUGGCUGCUCUCGCCGGCGAUUCUUCCGAUAUCUAGGGAUUUCGAAGAGCUCGAGCUAGAAGGGGAAAGCAAGCAAGCUUAGCGGUAUCAAUAGCUGUCUGGUAAAACGGAGGGUGAGAUGUCUAUUUGCCUCUCCGCCUGUUCUACAUCCAGACCGCUAGCGGUUCCGCCUUGUUCCGCGGCGGCGCGUGCCUAUUCUUCCACGGCGGGUAAGGGGUGCCAGUGCUCUCUCUCUUUCCGGCCAGCGAAAGGCUCCGGGAGACUCCUUUCUUCCGCGGGUGAUAGAGGAAGGUUGCAGGUGGUUCGUAUGGCUCCCGACGAAGAGAAGCUGACUCGCCGAAAUCCUCUUGAUUUCCCAAUCGAAUGGGAAAGGCCGAAGCCCGGGCGAAGACCGGACAUAUUCCCCCAAUUCAGCCCAAUGAAAACACCGAUUCCACCACCAUUGCCAUACGAUCCUCCCCCAGAGGAGGAGGAAGAGGAAGACGGAGACAAGAAGAAAGAAGAGGAAGAGGAAGGAGACGAAAAUCCCGAUAAGGAGGAAGAACCGGAGAAACCCGACAUCUAGUAGAUAGAAAAUAAAGUCGGCAACUCGAGCAAAAUAGAGUGCGCAAGCGCAAUUCUGAGCU
Molecule: messenger RNA, 663 nt
Organism: Linum trigynum
Lineage: Eukaryota; Viridiplantae; Streptophyta; Magnoliopsida; Malpighiales; Linaceae
Source: the annotation of a GenBank genome assembly